Molecule: messenger RNA, 1816 nt
Organism: Brassica napus (rape)
Lineage: Eukaryota; Viridiplantae; Streptophyta; Magnoliopsida; Brassicales; Brassicaceae
Exons: 5
Coding region: 114-1580 (488 amino acids)
Source: RefSeq, a predicted model, not a curated record
AGUUUAGGAGGACAAUUGGUGAGCCCAAAAGUUCGGUGUAAAUCGUGUUGGUUCGUAUCAAUUGCUGUCAACCUUCAAAUUUAGAAAGGAAUAUACGGAAUACGUUGAAAGCAAUGGCUGCUCUCCGAUGCGCCGUCUUCACAUCUCCGUCGACUAUUCUUCCGUCGUACUCCUCCACCGGUAAAAGAGUCUCCUUCAAAGUUAUCCGCUGUUCUUCUCCGGUCUCAAUUCCACUCUCGUCGUCAAAAAGGAAAAACUACCUGCGACGCAAAAUCCUCAGAACCCUAGGUCCUCCCAAGCCCCAGGAGAUCGAAACGCCGCGAAUAGUUCCUCCAAACGACGACGUUUUCACCAAGAAGGAGGAUGAUGAUGUAGAGGAGCUUAGCUCGGUUGUUGCGUCGAGCGAGGUGAAUGGUGUGUUAAGUAAGCUCUCUCCGAAGCUAGUAGCCAAGUACGGGUUGUGUUUGGUCGGAGUGUUCGCUUUUCAGACAGUUUGCGCUGUUUUGUUUCUGGGAAACGAGAAAACGCAGGAAAGUUCAAGUCUUUCGUUGGAUCUAAACGGGAAAAACGAGGCAAGAGAUGACGAUGUGGUGGUUUCGCUAGAGGAUAUUGAGAUGAAUGAGAAGAUUGCGGAGAUUAGAAUGAUGGCACGGGAAGCACGUAGAAGCGAGGAGAAGAGUGGUGGUGGUGGUGAUAGAGAGGAGGAUGGAGCGUUGAAUCCUGGUGGAGGGGUUGAGAUUGAGAAGGAGAUAGAAGCGAGGUUGUCUAACAUUGAGAGACGGUUGAAUUCGCAGAGGAAAGGGUUGGCGGGGUUACGCGUGGAGCCGUUGGAUGAGUCUAGAGAUGAUGAGAAGAGUUUGAUGUUUGAGAAGAAGUACAAGUUUAAAGGCGAGAAGCCCCCCAAGGGUAACGUCAAAGGCUUUGGUGGAAGUAAUGAGCAAAAUGGCAAUGUUAGUGACUCACGAGAUGGUUUGAAGAAUGCUGGAGAAGAGUCAAAAGUGGCAGGGCCUUCAGAUUCCAAGAUGAUUUCCGGUGCUGCUCAGGGGUCUGAGCAAAGGCGACCAUCAAACCAAGUUAUGAAGUCAAGCAGUUCCGAAAAUCGAAAACCAAAUACUGAAGCUGGUUCUGGAUUUAGUAGGAUUGGCCAACAUGGAGAAGUCAGGAAAGGAGGAAACACGAUGAGAAGAGUUAAGGAGAAACAGAAUAAAACGUGGUGGCUUAAGCUUCCCUAUGUGCUGAGAAUUCUUAUGCGGAGUAGUAUCGACCAAGAAGUAUCUGAGGGAUACUUUACUAUGAGGACCGAACCUAUGGAACAAAACAAGGGCCAAGUUUCACACAUGAUUGCAUUCGAGGAUCAAACUGAUGCAACAAACUUCUCUUAUCUGCUCGAGUCAGUUUUUGAAGACUUGGAUGAUUUCAGUGCCAAUGUAGUUCCCAUAUCAACCAAGGAUCUUUAUAACGAAGUAAGUUCCGGUGGCAAGAAUGUGAUUGUGGUGAAGAAGAGGCAGCUAAAGCUGUAUGCUGGACAACCAUUUGAAGAUGUUGAAACAGCCCUCCAUACUCUGAUCCAAGAACAAUGAUAGACAGACAUGUUACUUUAGACUGUGGAAAACUAGAGAUGAAUAAACUAUGUGGAUGAACAGAGGAGGCAGUAACAACAAGCAGCCAAGUCACAGCGACGACUUUUUCUUCAUGGAGCUUGAUGAAUUAAUGAGCCUAUAUAGAAUGUAUCAUUAUCUAAUAUCUGUAUACGUUUGUCAUUCUUUUCCUCUCCCUUGUGAUAUUACGUGUCAAGAAGAAAUAAUCAUUUGAUGCA